Caenorhabditis briggsae is the source of this 555-nucleotide messenger RNA. NCBI's taxonomy places the organism in Eukaryota, Metazoa, Nematoda, Chromadorea, Rhabditida, Rhabditidae. The record is from RefSeq and is a predicted model, not a curated record. Bases 1 to 555 code for a protein of 184 amino acids. The transcript is spliced from 6 exons.
AUGACCGUACCCGAUGACGAAAAAGAAUUUGUGGACCAAAUUUUGGUGGAGCACAAUACACGAAGAGAGAGGCACAACGCUCCCGACUUGGAAUAUAGCGAAGAGUUAUCCGAAAUGGCUCAACAAUGGGCUGAAAAAUUGGCCAAACAGGCGCAUAUCUCAUUCAGUGAACUGAGUGGUGUCGGUGAGAAUAUCACGUUUUUCCCUCCGGAUAUUGAUGCAGAAUCAGUCGUCGAGCAUUGGUAUCAAGAGCACGAAAAGUACGAGUACGAGACGCCGGGGUGGCAGACUGGAACCAAUUACUUUACACAAGUUAUAUGGCGAUCCACAAAAGAGAUUGGUGUCGGGUGUGCAUAUGUGAAGAAGUCGCACGAAAACGAUGAAGAUAAUACUUCUUGCUCAAAUGGAAGUGUUUGUAAAUCGAUGACAUCGUUGAGUAGCAAUGGAAAACUAGCUGCAGAAGGUGACAAGGUGAUUGUUGCAUUUUAUCGUCCCGCUGGCAACAACAAUCGAUCCGGGCAGUUUGCCGCAAAUGUCUGGAAACCAAUUCACUAA